Messenger RNA from Mercenaria mercenaria, 2121 nucleotides. Its product is annotated as peptidase M20 domain-containing protein 2-like. The record is from RefSeq and is a predicted model, not a curated record. The transcript is spliced from 7 exons. Lineage: Eukaryota; Metazoa; Mollusca; Bivalvia; Venerida; Veneridae. Gene Ontology annotation, molecular function: dipeptidase activity. Bases 165 to 1358 code for a protein of 397 amino acids.
UAAUUUGAGAGUACUAUAAAGUUUAUAGCGCAUUUGGAAACGUUUCUGAAACGGAAACCGUAUAUUGCCUACAUCAAUUAAAUAACAAUUAGUUUUGACUUUCCGUUUGCACUUGCUAAAACCUUAUAUCAUUUCUUAGUGUCUUCACUUAGACAUCAGAAAGAAUGACAGAUCUAAAGCAAAAGGCAAACGAAGCAAUAGACACUAUCAUAAAAGAUUUGGAGACAGUCAGCAAAGACAUCUGGGAAAAUCCUGAGGAGAAUUAUGAAGAAUUCAAAGCACAUGCAAAUAUCACAGACUUUCUUGAGAAACAUGGAUUCGAAGUUGAAAGAAAUUACAUAACAAAAACGGGGUUUAGAUCGGUAUUUGGCGACAGUACAGACGGUCCACAUAUCGUAGUGAUAUGCGAGUACGACGCCUUACCUGUAAUUGGACAUGCUUGUGGACAUAACUUGAUCACAGAGGUUGGCUUAGCAGCUGGUAUAGGUAUCAGAGCCGCUCUAAAUAGCAGCGAGAAAUCGCUGGGCAAGCUCACGAUUCUUGGAACCCCUGCAGAAGAAGGCGGUGGUGGUAAAAUUGACAUGAUAGAGGCAGGAGUGUUCAAGGACGUCGACGUUGCACUGAUGGCACAUCCGGCUCCAUUCAACCAGGAUGCGUUUCAUGCUCUUGCUAUUGACCAAGUUACUGUCAAAUACCAUGGACACGCCGCUCAUGCUAGUGCAUUCCCCUGGAACGGAGUUAACGCCCUUGAUGCUGCUGUGUUAUGUUACCAGAAUGUAUCUUGCCAUAGACAACAGUUUAAACCAACAUGGAGAGUUCACGGUGUUAUCAAGAACGGUGGAACGAAACCAAAUAUUAUACCUGAUCUAACAGAAUUAGAGUUUUAUGCACGAACCCCGAGUAAAGAGGAGCUAAGUGUGUUGAUGGAAAAACUAGACUUCUGCUUUAAAAGUGCUGCAACAGCUACAGGGUGCACAGUUGAGAUUUGCUGGUCAAGAAAACCUUACUACGAUAUGAAAAACAACAAAACUAUGAGUGACGUGUAUCACAGAAAUGCUAAAGAAUUGGGUGUUGACUUUGACAAACACGGAGUCGCCCAUUACGCUGGCAAUGUUCCUACAGGAUCUACCGACAUGGGAAACGUGUCGUAUGAAGUACCAAGCAUACACCCUAUGUUUUAUAUUGGUACUGAUGCGGUCAACCACACAAAAGGUUUUGCAGUCGCUUCAGGUUCACCGGAAGCACAGUCGUAUACGAUUGCUGUCUCUAAGGCCAUUGCAGCCACUGCCAUUGAAAUCCUUCAAGACUCAAAGUUACUUGCUCAAAUAAAGGAGGAAUUUGGAAAAGUCAAAUCUUGAAGUCACCAUUUUAUAUAAUGUUUAUAUGAUACAAAUCGGCACCUUGUCUUGGCGGAACUAUUAUAUUUGUCUUAAGCAGUAAUGUCCAAAAUGCAAAGGUUGAUCAAGAAGUGAUGUCACUGCGUCCAUCCCGCAUUCUUAUCUUUAUAAUAUCAUAGAAAUUAUACUAAGAUUUACGCGUUAGAAGAUUAUUUAUCAUUUUACAGUGUUGUUUCGUUUUAGAUAAAUAAAACUUACAAUUUCACCACUCGCCACUUUUCGCCGCACGCAAAAAUAGCGGGUUUCAAACCAAACAAAGGAAAGCACCAUUUGACUUAGCACUAAUGCACCUCAAAAUGGUAAGGAUGUGAAGUAAUGUCUAACAGCAGUAAGCCGUGAAACUGUGAUAACCUCGCUAGUUCAACUUUGCUAAGCAGUUAAGGCCUGUUAUUGAUAUGAUGCUAAAAUAUUUUUGCGUCAAUAACGACAGUGACGUGCGGCGAACACCGUUACCAAGCAUGCCGAUCUCUUGAUAAAUAAGCAAAAAUGUGAUAUUUUCAGAAAACAUUACAAAUUGAUCAAAGUACUUAGGUAAUGCGUUUUCUUCUCUUUUUGUCAUUUUACACAUUGUUAUGGUUCUAAUGACAUUACCUCUGGAUCAACCCUCAUAAUAUAGAGAAAAAUUAUGUCUGUUGUUACGCAGUCAUAUAACAAGAUAUGUGUACUAAUGUACUAAUAUAUAUAUACUAGUAAUUUAAUAAAGAAAUAUUCAAUAGAAAUUUUA